This is a messenger RNA of Amphimedon queenslandica, 2790 nucleotides long. Its product is annotated as WD repeat-containing protein 36-like. Lineage: Eukaryota; Metazoa; Porifera; Demospongiae; Haplosclerida; Niphatidae. Bases 15 to 2693 code for a protein of 892 amino acids. The transcript is spliced from 20 exons. The record is from RefSeq and is a predicted model, not a curated record. Gene Ontology annotation, biological process: rRNA processing. Gene Ontology annotation, molecular function: protein binding. Gene Ontology annotation, cellular component: Pwp2p-containing subcomplex of 90S preribosome; small-subunit processome.
CCACGUGGUAAAACAUGUCUACUUCUUGUAGCAGAUUGUAUCAGCCAUUCAGAGCAGUAGGAGUAUGUAGUAAUGGAGUCCCUCACUCUCUCUUCUCUGCUGGUAGACAGUCACUACUGGCAACAGCAGUGGGUAGGAGCUUUCAUGUUUACGAAUGUAACAAGCUUCAUUUGGUGAUGAUAAGUCGUUUGCAGCAAGACGAAAUACAGUGUUUGAUUCAAAAUGGCCGCCAGACGGUAGCUGCUGUUGGUGACACUAUUAAGAUAUUGGAAGGCGGAGAAGAGAUUGGAGCUAUGAAGAAUGAAUCCGUUAUCAAAAAAUUGUUAUCACUGGGGAAGGAUCAGUUAAUAUCCAUUGAUGUUGAUAACACAUUGAAAGUGUGGGACAUCAACAAGGAAGUUGUUGUUGUUGAGUUGCAGUUUAGUAAAGACAGUUUCUUAGUAACUAGUCUUGUCCAUCCUUUGACUUACAUUAAUAAAUUAUUAAUUGGAAGUAAUCAAGGGACAAUGCAACUCUGGAAUAUAAGAACCAGUCGGUUGGUCCAUACUUUCAAUGGGUGGGGCUCUCCCCUAUUGUGUCUGGAGCAGUCGACGGCACUAGAUGUGGUUGGGGUUGGGUUAGCUAAUGGAGGAGUAUUGUUACAUAAUGUCCGUACGGACCAGACCAUCAUGAGGUUCAAACAAGACUGGGGUCCUGUCACAGGACUCUCCUUCAGAACUGAUGGUGUUGAUAUGAUGGUGUCCAUUAGUGCUGCUGGUAAUAUUGCUGUCUGGGACCUCAAUGAGAAGAGACUGGCCAGUGUCUUGUAUGGGGCCCAUCAGUCACUGGCAGCUGCUACCUUCUUCAACAAUGAACCAAUAAUGGCCACCAACGGAGCCGAUAAUGCAAUAAAAAUUUGGAUAUUUGACCAGUCAGAUGGGAGUGCUCGUUUAUUGAAGGAGAGGUGUGGUCACAGUGACACGCCCACGCUAAUUAGAUUCCAUCCUAGCAAUCCUCAUGCUAUCAUUAGUGCUGGAACUGAUAAUAGUCUCCGGGUCAUUGGACUACGCAGACAAAUUAUCAGCAGAGAAUUAUCACAAGGUACGAUUAUUAAAAAAAAGAAACAAUCUUUACAUUCCAGAGACAACAGAUUACCACUUAUCACUGACUUUGCUUUUGAGGCUCACAGAGCUCAUCAAUGGGAUAGCUUAGUUAGCGUACACAAGGACACGCCCACUUUUAACACCUGGAACAUUACCAACUAUUGUCUUGGAAAGCAUUCAAUCACUCUGAGCGAUAAACCAGUGAGUUGUUGCAUCAGUGGGUGUGGUCAUUACAUGUUCAUUGGUACGGCUGGUGGGCGUGUCUUCAUGUUCAACAUUCAGUCCGGACUGGAGAGAGGCCAAUUCACAAUCAACAAGAAACCAGCUCAUAAAGGUCCUGUUAGGAGUAUAUCAACUUAUUUAAACUACAUCAUUACUGGAGGAGCUGAUAGGACAGUGAAAGUGUGGUCUUAUUAUAAUAAACGGUUGUUACAUUUUAUUGAAUUAUCAUCUCCAGUAACUAGAAUGUUCUGUCAUAAAGAAAGUGGUUUGGUGGGUGUGGCUUGUGAUAAUUUCCAGUUGGUAGUUAUUGAUGCUGAGACAGGAGGUGUGGCCAGAGCCUUUGACGGACCCUCAGGAAGAAUCACUGAUCUUCUCAUAUCUCCUAAUUCAAGAUGGUUGGUCGUGUCGUCAAUGGAUUGCUCCAUAUCAACGUGGGAUAUUCCAGCUGGACUCAUCAUUGACUUGUUCUAUACUGCUACUCCUCCUCUUAGUUUAUCAAUGUCCUCACUGGGACACUUCAUAGCUACCACUCAUGUUGAUGAGUUAGGAAUAUACCUCUGGUCGAAUGUUACAUUAUAUUCUAGUGUAUCAUUGUCUCCAGUGAAUAUUAUUAGUAAUAAUCAAUUAAUAACGGACCUACCAUCAACUGGGACUGAUCCUGUACAGACUGUAUCAGAUUCAAUGAAUAUUAAUGAGGAAGCAAUGAAUAUUAAUGAGGGAGAUGUUGUUCAUGAUAGUUCAUUAAUCAAAUUGUCUCAUUUACCAAAGUCCCAGUGGCACUGUCUCCAGUAUAUGGACACCAUUAAGGAGCGGAAUAAACCAAAGGACCCUGUGCAGCCUCUCAACCCGGCCCCCUUCUUUUUACCAACACUACCGGGUCUGGAGAUGAAAUUCAUACCUGCACCAGAACCCAUACCAACAAUAGAUGAAAACAAGGAUUCUCUUGUCCCGUUGAGUAGAUUCAAUAAAAGUUCGUUUCAGAAAUUAUUAAUUGACUAUCACUCAAACACAAGAGACUUUAGCGAGGUCCUUCAUGUCUUGCUAUCAAUGAGUCCUUCAUCAGUGGAUGCUGAGUUCCAGCUGUUAGCCUCUAGUGUGGGUAAUGCCAGUGGGGGAGGGGCUACCCCUAGUCAUGAUAAUGUGGUAUUGUUUGAAUCAGUACUCCAGUUCAUUAGUGAAGGAUUACUGGGUAAUGAUCAUUAUGAAUUACUCCAGUCUUACCUCUGCCUCCUUUUAAAGUAUCACACAGCUGCACUAAUAAAGAUUGAUUCUGUCCUUCCAUUGCUGUAUGGUCUAACUGAGAGACAGGAGAAAGGAUGGAAGCUUCUUUCUAAUAAAAUGAAUUAUUGUCACACUUUACUGAGUUAUUGUAAAUCAGCUACUGUCUAACUACUUAGAUUAUAAUCAUUCAUCUUUGUAAUAUCCUAUUUAAUUAUAACUGAGAACUGAGCCCUGGGCUCUAUUAGUAGAGCCACAUUAAGACAAA